AUGUAUUCAGGGAAAAUUGAAGGAAAAUUCCAAGGAAAGAACAUCAGACACAAUGGCCUCAGGGAUGACAAUGCAGAUCCCAGCUCUUGGUUGUCUGUAUCUGGGGACUGCUGCAGAGAUACCUCUAUCCCUGGCAUCACUUUAUGGGACAAGGAGACCCUUGAGAGAAAUGUGACCAUAGAAGAGCAAUGCAAGACUGACUUUGACAUCCUCACCUCUGAUUCUAUUGAUGAAAAGACCAAGGCCAUGAAUAUCUCUGCAGAGCUGAAAGCAAGUGUCUUGGGGGGCCUGGUUAAAAUAGGAGGUUCUGCCAAAUAUUUAUGUGACACCAAGACAUCCCAACGGCAAGCUCGGGUCACUCUCAAGUACAGUAUGACUACCCAGUAUUCCCACCUCACCAUGAACCACCUGGGGUAUCAGAAUAUUGCUUACCAUGAUGUGUUUGAUAAAGGGACAGCCACCCACGUGGUCACAGCUGUGCUCUAUGGGGCCCAGGCUUUCUUUGUGUUUGAUCAGAAAGUUUCCACCAAUGAAAACGUUAAGGAUAUAGAAGGCACCUUGAAGAAUAAAGUAAAGAAGAUUCCCCAAGUAUCAGGAAAAGCAGGGGGAAAGAUGAAAAUGGAGCACAGUAAGAAAAAAUCAACCAAGGAAUUUAGGUGUAAGUUUUAUGGGGAUUUUGUUCUUCAGACCAAUCUGAUGACUUAUAAAGAUGCAGUAGAAGCGUAUGCCUCCCUUCCUAAGCUGCUUAGGGGCCGAGGGGUGCCCCUCCAAGUCUGGCUGUACCCUCUGGAGAAGCUGAGCUCCAAGGCUGCCAGGCUGGCUAGAGGAAUCAGCAUUAGCUUGGUAUGCAAUGCCCAGGACACUCUGGAGAAGUUAUCUGAGUGUGACAAGAGGUGUAAUGACAUGCUGGAGGCACCAGAGCUCUCAGUCUUUCCUGCAAUCAUGGAAAAGGUCAGCUUAUUCCAAGAGCUAAAUAAGCAGCACAGACAGCUUUUACAGAAGGACAUAGCCAAGGCCUUACCCCUGAUCAGGACAGGCAGAGCAGAGGAGGAUGAGCUGACCAGUAUUUUAAUUAGGGAGAGCCAGUCCCCAUUCAGCACUAACAGGCUCUCACAGUUCCUGGAUCAGAAGCUCCAGGAGAUGAAGGUGCUAAAGUCCUACCUCACCCUUCUGAAGGAGGUGCCAGUGAUAGCCAACCAGAAUGAGGUGGGCGAUGUGGUAAUAGGCUCUCCCCAUAGAUUUGUCCUGGUGUUUGCACUCACCUCCUUGCAAGAGGAGCCCUACUUAGCAGACUGGAAACAGUGGCUGUGGAAUCCAGCAUCAUUCAGUCCUGACUGUGAGCAAAAGACAUAUUCCUCAUGGGUCAAGGACAGAGAGACAAGGAGAAAAGAAAGACAAUUGGCAGAAUCCUUUUCAACCUUUGCCAAGGCCAAUCAUUCCACUGAGAAGACUCACUUCAUUGUGGCAUCUGUCCCAGACCAGGAGAACAAGGGGGUCUCCAUUUACCUCUAUGAAAAGGGACUGCAGGUCAGCACCAACUUUGAGCUACCAGUCAAACCUCCCCCUCCCCAGAUUGGUGAGGUCACACAUGACUGUGUAGAGCUCACUGUGACCUCAGCAUCUAGGCAGGAGGAGAGGAUCACUGGCUAUCAGGUUGAGUACCAGGUUGUAGGGCAAGAGGACUGGACCACCAUCCCUGUGUCUGGAAAGCCAGAGGUAUUCAAAGUGAGGGGCCUACAGCCUAGCACAGAGUAUCUCUUCCGGUUUGCUGAGGUGUGAGAGCCAGGGCUGAGUGAGAGCAGUGACGUGAGCCUCGCUGUGAGGACACUUCCCCUGACCUGGCCUCCUGGGAAGCCAGAAGCUGUUGUGGUGGGACCACAGUCUGUGACCCUGCACUGGGACGGUCCAAGGGUUGUUGGAGCAGGAGUCAAGAUCAAGGACUAUAGAAUAGAGUACAGAGAAGAGAGUGAGGCUGUGGGUGAGGAGGGGGAAGGAGAAUGGCACGAACAGAGAACAAGAAAUGAGGGGACAUACUGUGACGUCGAUGGACUGACCCCUCAGACUGU
Phascolarctos cinereus (koala) is the source of this 2066-nucleotide messenger RNA. RefSeq names its product stonustoxin subunit alpha-like. Lineage: Eukaryota; Metazoa; Chordata; Mammalia; Diprotodontia; Phascolarctidae. The record is from RefSeq and is a predicted model, not a curated record. Gene Ontology annotation, molecular function: protein binding.